Molecule: messenger RNA, 1239 nt
Organism: Rhincodon typus (whale shark)
Lineage: Eukaryota; Metazoa; Chordata; Chondrichthyes; Orectolobiformes; Rhincodontidae
Product: acidic mammalian chitinase-like
Exons: 9
Biological process (GO): chitin catabolic process; carbohydrate metabolic process
Cellular component (GO): extracellular region
Molecular function (GO): chitin binding; chitinase activity
Source: RefSeq, a predicted model, not a curated record
UACGCUUUUGCUGGAAUGAAGGACAAUCAAAUCACCACCUAUGAAUGGAAUGGCAAGACUCUCUACCACACUUUCAACACACUUAAAAACAAAAAUGCAAAUCUCAAGACACUUCUAUCCAUCGGAGGCUGGAACUUUGGAACUCAGAAAUUCACUGCUAUGGUGUCCUCAUCAGAAACUCGACAAAUUUUUAUGAAGUCUGUGAUUAACUUCCUGCGUGGUUAUGGGUUUGAUGGUUUGGAUAUCGACUAGGAAUAUCCUGGGUUAUAAGUCAAACAUCUCUUCAUUCUGUUGGCUCAGGAAAUGGUGGCAGCCUUCAAAGCUGAGGGAAAAAGUACUGGAAGACCAAGACUGUUGCUCUUUGCUGCAGUUCCUGCUGGGUUGGCUAUCAUUGAUUCUAGCUAUGAGGUUCCUGUGCUUGGAGAAACCCUUGACUUUUUCAAUGUGAUGACAUAUGAUUUUACUGGAUCUGGAAGCUCCAAGACUGGAGAAAAUAGCCCUCUUUAUCCUCUUCCAAAUUCUAAUUCUUACGCCAAUGUGCACUUUAAUGUGAACUAUGCAAUGAAAAUUUGGGUAGAUAAGGGCACCCCUGCAGAGAAACUGAAUGUUGAAUUUGCUACAUAUGGCCACACCUUCAUACUGAGCUCAUCCCAGACAGGGAUUGGAGCCCCAGCAGGAGGGCCUGCACCAGCUGAGAAGUACACCAAGCAAUCUGGAGUUUUGUCCUAUUAUGAGAUCUGCACAUUUUUGAAAGGCAGAACUACGAAAUGGGAUGCUCCACAGCUGGUUCCAUAUGGCUUUAAAGGAAAUAUAUGGGUUGGAUAUGACAAUGUACAAAGCUUUAAAGACAAGGUUGAAUGGCUGAAAAAGAACAACUAUGGAGAAGCUAUGGUGUGGACUUUUGGCAUGGAUGAUUUCUCUGGUUCUUUCUGUGACCAGUGGCCUUACCCUCUUAUUAAUGCACCGCACACUGGACUUGGAAUCUCUGCAAAUUGUGUUCCAUCUAAAACGACGCUGCGACCAGCUGUUCCUCCUACACAGGCUCCCAGCGGUGGUGGCAGCAAUGACAGUGGUGGCAGCAGUGGCAGUGGGUUCUGUGCUGGUAAAGCUAACGGUGUCUACACUGAUCCAAAAGCCAGGAGCAAGUUUUACCAGUGUGUGAAUGGAGUGACCUACCUGAAGAAUUGUGCUACUGGACUAGUCUUUGACCCUUCCUGUGACUGUUGCAACUGGGCAUAA